AAGGCCGAAGAAAAAGAAGAAAUCAAGAAUGAACAAUUGACUUUGAUCAGAGAAGCCUUGAAAACUUUGGACGACGAACAGCCUCCAGUUGAUAUUAACGGUAAAGAAAACUAUUUUAUGGAACAAGUUUCAAUUGGUGAAAAGAAGGCCACCGAAGGAUCAGUUGUUGAUGCCGCAUUAUGUUUCUAUAAAGCAUUAGAAGUUUAUCCAAAUCCAACCGAUAUUUUAGGCGUUUAUCAAAAAACCGUUCCCCAAGAUGUUUAUGAAGCUAUUAUUAUGAUGAUUGCUUUAAGACCACCAGCUUCAAUUUCAAAUGUUUUGGGUGAUCAAUUGAAAACCGUUAAUACCAAACCAACCGAAAAUGAUUUAGAUUAA
Molecule: messenger RNA, 375 nt
Organism: Hyphopichia burtonii NRRL Y-1933
Lineage: Eukaryota; Fungi; Ascomycota; Pichiomycetes; Serinales; Debaryomycetaceae
Gene: TOM20
Product: Tom20p
Exons: 1
Biological process (GO): protein import into mitochondrial matrix; protein targeting; tRNA import into mitochondrion
Cellular component (GO): mitochondrial outer membrane translocase complex; mitochondrial outer membrane
Molecular function (GO): transmembrane protein transporter activity
Source: RefSeq, a predicted model, not a curated record